AUGAGUGCAAUAGUCCCUUCACAAGAGCGAUUAUCAAAAAAUAUUCCUAAAACACUUGAAAACACUCGAGAAUUUGAUGAAACGAUUGUUGAUCCAAAUAAUUCUGAAGUAUGUGAAGACAUAGAAUCGGAUGAAUUUUCUGCUUAUUUUCGUGAAGGUACAGCACCAAAAAUCCUCAUAACUACUAGUAAAAGGCCAUCGAAGGCUGCAUACGAGUUUACAUCUGAAUUAGUGGAUGUGUUUCCAAACAGUCAAUUUAUGAAAAGAGAUAGUAAAUAUUCAAUAAAGCGAAUCAUUGAAGCUUGUUUGGAUCGAGACUUCACUGAUGUAAUGAUAAUAAACGAAGACAGAAAAAUUCCAAAUGCUGUCACUUUAGUUCAUUUGCCUGAAGGUCCUACUGCAUAUUUUAAAUUAACAAGCAUUAAAUUAAGUCGCGAAAUUGAUGGCCAUGGAAGGUCAUCAUGUCAUAAACCUGAAUUAAUUCUUAAUAAUUUUAAUACACGGCUUGGUCAUACUAUUGGUCGGUGGUUUCAGGCACUUUUUCCUCAUGUCCCAGAGUUUCAAGGACGUCAGGUCGCAACUUUUCAUAACCAACGUGAUUUCAUUUUUUUUCGACGCCACAGAUAUGUGUUUAAGAAUAAAGAGAAAGCUGAAUUACAAGAAAUUGGUCCCAGAUUUACACUCAAACUCAAGUGGUUACAAAAAGGAAUAUUUGAUAAAUAUGAAGAAUAUGAAUGGAUAUUCAAGCCGGCCGAGCGGGUCACUACUAUAGAUGCUGGUGAAAUGUGGUGA
This is a messenger RNA of Dentiscutata heterogama, 792 nucleotides long. NCBI's taxonomy places the organism in Eukaryota, Fungi, Glomeromycota, Glomeromycetes, Diversisporales, Gigasporaceae. The record is from the annotation of a GenBank genome assembly.